CUCUGCCCGAUAGCAGUGUGCGGAUACCGAGCGAGAGAGAGAGCACAUAGUAAAUACGGAGACAGAGAGGAACGAGGGAGAAAGCAAAGAAAGGUAGAGUGAAAGAGGAAGAGAGUGGAGAAAGGAAGAGAGAGAAGUAAAGAGAAGCAGCAGCUUUGAGUUUUGAAAUGAAGUCUCUCCGCUUUCUGGCGGCAGAGGGCGUAGCACAUGCGCGGACGCAGCCGGAGGAUCUGAGCUGCCUGGCGUGUGACCUGUACCCCGUCCUGUUCAAGGCCUGUUACCUGCACGAGCGGCCGACCCUGCUGCAGCAGCUAGUGCGCACCUGGCCGCUGGCGCAGCUGAACCUGCAGGAGCUGCUGGGGAGAACCCUGGACUGCCCAGAGGACCUGACAUCACGGACCUGCCAGCUGUGCCUGGAGGCGGUGCUGAGGGGGCUGCGGGACCACGUCCUGCAGGGCGGCGCGCCCCGCGUGUCCUACAGGGCGGCGCUGCGGGUGGCGGACCUCACGGCUCUGAGAGACACGGAGCACCAGGCCUGUCCCUGCCGGCGGUCGCUGGGCCCCUGGGGCCGGACGGCGCUGCUCACACGGGUGUGCUGUGAGGUUCUGCUCGCCACGCACGGGGGCGGGGCUCCAGAACCCGCUGACCCGGCCCAGGCUCCGCCCACAGACCCGGCCCAGGCCACGCCCACAGACCCGGCCCAGGCUCCGCCCACGGACCCGGCCCAGGCUCCGCCCACGGACCCGGCCCAGGCCACGCCCCCAGUGGAGGUGUGGCUGGACGCCUUCGUGACAGGGCGGAGCUUCGAGGCGGUGUCCCAGGUGAUGCUCCUGCGGCAGCACUGUCCGCUGCGGCCCUGCUUCCUGCGUUUCCGUGGCGACUCGCUGACGCCGCGGCAGCUGAUGUCCGUGCUGAAGCUGGCGGACACGCCACGCAUGCGUGCGCUAGACCUGGUGCACAACGUGCCGCUGGGAGAGGAGCACGUGCACCUCCUGCUGGCCCAGCUGCACCUGCCACGCCUGCACUCCCUCACCCUGCCCACCGGAGCCAUCGACAUCCGCCGCCUCCACACGCACACACUGCCGCUGCUCAGCGCCAUCGGGGACCAGCUCAGCCUCCUCACUGACCUCACACACCUGCACCUGGCCUUCAAUACUCUCACUGGACACGCACGCAAGCUGCUUAGCCCCCUGCAGACUCCGCUGCGGGAGUUGGAGCUGGCAAACUGCGCUCUGAGUUCGGUGGACAUGGCGUACCUGGCCAACAGUCUGCACGCAGAACACCUGGAGUCGCUGGACCUGAGCGGGCACGACCUGGCCCAGAUGUGCCCCCUGACCUUCCCCAAACUGCUGCUGCGCUGCGCCAAGUCCCUGACCUGCCUGGUGCUGGAGGAGUGCACCCUGGGACAGCCUCAGGAGGAUUUCCUGCUGCGCGCCGUGGCGCCCUGCCACGCCCUGCGAGAGCUAAGGAUUGUGGGUAACCCGCUGGGCGUGGCAGCACAGCGGAGGCUCCUGGCGAUGCUGGCAGAAUUCCCGGCCCUGCGGUACGUGGAGUUCCCGGUCCCUCGGGAAUGCUACCCUGCCGACGCCGUGUUCCCGCUGGACGAGGCUGCGCUGGGCCGGUUCGAUGGGCCCGGGUUCGAGCGCGCGCGCGGGGAGCUGCUCUCCGUCCUGCAGGCUGCGGGGAGAGGGGACGUGCAGCUCUGCACCCCCCUGUAUGGAGCCUUCGACCCCCACAUCCACGAGACCAGCAGCGAGCUGGGGGCGGCCAUGCUACAGGCCUUCAGAGACACCAUCGGGAAGUACAUGAACACUGUCACACACACAGAGUGAGACACACACACACACACACACACACACACACACACACACACAC
Conger conger (European conger) is the source of this 1875-nucleotide messenger RNA. RefSeq names its product leucine rich repeat containing 14B (gene lrrc14b). Gene Ontology annotation, cellular component: cytoplasm. The coding region runs from base 168 to 1832 and encodes 554 amino acids. Lineage: Eukaryota; Metazoa; Chordata; Actinopteri; Anguilliformes; Congridae. The record is from RefSeq and is a predicted model, not a curated record. The transcript is spliced from 2 exons.